CAGAGCCAGCGUGUGUGUGGUGGAAGCUGGCGGAGCCCAGACAAACCUCCGACUCAGACCCAGUCAACUGUGGAGAGAAUAUUCAGAGCAGAUUCAGGGGCCUGCGGAGGAACUUUCCCAGCCAAAUAAAACCCAUAUUCAGGCAGAUAGGCUGGGGUUUUUUUUAAAAAAGGUAAAUUCAGUAGAGUUAUCAGUGCGCCAAUUACGCACGGCGGAGGGCUGUAGUGUUUUUUUUGCGGCUACAUGUGCACUGCCAGGUGGAGCCAACUUGGGGAAAGCCACAUUUGAAGAACAUCCGCACACUGUUUGGGACUUUAAAGACGCAUGAUGCCGUGUGAGAGCGCACUGUGUCUGUACUUUUGGAUGCUCUUCUUCAGUCCCGUUAUGACAAACACUAUCACCGAGGACAUAGAGGUGUUGGUGUUCCUGCCAAAAAAUAACUCCUACCUUUUUUCACAUACCAGAGUGGCACCGGCGAUCCUUUACGCACAGCAGAGGCUGAAGGCGGAAGGAGGACAGUACUCCGGCUUCCACUUCAACAUCCAGUUUGAGAACUCAGACUGCGUGAAUAAUGCCUUCCUGACCUUAGUGGACAGGUGUGGGCAAAAACCGGACCUGAUCCUGGGUCCGGUGUGCGAGUACGAGGCUGCGUCCACGGUGCGUUUGGCGUCCCACUGGAACAUCCCGGUGAUCUCAGCAGGUGCUCUGGCCGCCGGCUUCAGCGACAAGAGCACCGAGUACUCCCACCUGACCCGCAUCGCACCUUCCUACGUGAAAAUGGCAGAAACCUUCACGGCGAUUUUCGAGCAUUUCACCUGGAAAAGAGCCCUGCUGCUGUACGAGGACGACGCGCAAGAGCGGAACUGUUACUUCACUCUGGAGGGGAUCUAUCACCUGAUGACGGACUUUAACUUCAACUCACUGGCCGUUUCCCCGGACAACCGGCCGGACAUGGAUGACAUCCUCCAGAGGAUCUACGAGAAUGAAGUGGUGAUCAUGUGCAUGGGAGCAGACAGAAUACGAGACAUCAUGUUGGCCGCCCACAGACAACAGCUGACCAACGGAAAUCACUUGUUCUUUAACGUCGAACUCUUCAAUUCCUCAUCUUAUGGCAAUGGCUCAUGGAGGCGAGGGGACAAAUAUGACAACGAAGCCAGGCAGGCCUAUACUUCUUUGAACACUGUGACGCUGCUAAGGACCACAAAACCCGAAUUCGAAAACUUCACCUUGGAAAUGAAAAAGUCCGUUGAAAAAGCACGGUUUCCUGACUGCAAAGACUGUGAAAGCAUCAACAUGUUUGUUGAGGGAUUCCAUGAUGCCAUACUGCUGUAUGCUAUUGCUUUGCAUGAAGCUAUGAAAAACGGAUUCACCAAGAAGAACGGAUCAGAGAUCACUUUACGCAUGUGGAACAGAACUUUUGAAGGAAUUGCAGGCCAGGUAUCGAUGGAUGUCAAUGGUGACAGAAAUGGAGACUUCUCUUUGAUGUCCAUGACCAACGCUGAGGAAGGAACCUAUGAGGUAGUGGCCAACUACUUCGGUGCAAAUGGAACUUUUCAGUUGCUCCCAGGAUUCAACAUCGACCAUUUCACUCUCAAAGUCAGACAACCACCAAUAACGGAGAUACAAGACAAAUCAUGUGGACUAGGAGUAUCAGCUCUGACAGGAGUCAUAGUGGGAGCUGUUCUGGGAACUGCAAUGCUUAUAGCAUUCUACUUCUUUAGAAAAAACUAUAGGAUUACCAUUGAGCGUCGCAGGCACAGUGAAGAAUGUGACAUUGGGAAGCACCGUCAGUUACGAGAGGACUCCAUCAGGUCAAACUUCUCAGCGGCAUAAUCUCCAACAGUCCUUCACAGUGAAUCGCACAUCCAAAUGUGACCAAAGACUUUGCAAAAGCUGUCAGUGGUGUCAUGCUGUUUAAAAAAAAAAAAAAAAAAGACAAAAAAAAAAAAAGAAAAAUGACAUGCUUUUUGUUUGUAACCUUUUGAUGUUUUGACUCAUUGUAACUCAGGACAAUUUUAAGUCACAAAGCACCACUUAACUGGAUUUACUCAGUGCAAAGGUAUAUGAUUGUAUAGAACCCUUUGUCCAUUGUAUCCUGUAGGAUUUUUACAAUGUCUGCAGUCAUAUUUUUAAUU
Messenger RNA from Sphaeramia orbicularis (orbiculate cardinalfish), 2135 nucleotides. RefSeq names its product natriuretic peptide receptor 3 (gene npr3). Gene Ontology annotation, cellular component: membrane. The coding region runs from base 325 to 1833 and encodes 502 amino acids. The transcript is spliced from 8 exons. Gene Ontology annotation, molecular function: peptide hormone binding; natriuretic peptide receptor activity. The record is from RefSeq and is a predicted model, not a curated record. Gene Ontology annotation, biological process: signal transduction. NCBI's taxonomy places the organism in Eukaryota, Metazoa, Chordata, Actinopteri, Kurtiformes, Apogonidae.